AUUUUUUUUGAUGCGUCCAGCGCUUUUAUCGAGUCGUCGCUCUUUGCAUUUUUGGCCUCGUGUUUCCGUCAUGAAUACAAAGGUUCUGCCAGUCGAUAUUACCCACUUUCGCUUUCAAGCACAGCCGGACGAUGAAUUUGGGGUCCAAAAUGCGAAACCGGUCAUCACCAAAGAGACGGAUCAAACCGCCAUUCUCGAAGCCGUUCGAGAACUGAAAGCAGGUCAAGCUGUUGGCAUACCGACCGAGACAGUGUACGGAUUAGCAGCCAAUGCUUUGCAGGAAGAUGCCGUGGCCAAGAUCUUUGCCGCCAAGAAUCGACCGGCAGAUAAUCCACUCAUUGUGCACGUUUCUUCGCUGGACAUGCUGAAAACGUUCAUGCCGGACAACACCAUUCCGCCAGUGUACCUUCCCAUUAUCAAAAAGCUGUGGCCGGGACCCUUAACCAUCAUUCUUCCGAGCUCUCCUAUGAUUCCCUCUACCGUUACCUGCAGUCAACCUACUGUCGCCGUCCGCUUUCCCUCUCAUCCUGUUGCUCGUGCUCUCAUCGACGCCUGUGGAUUUCCAUUGGCCGCGCCUUCCGCCAAUUCCUCGGGUAAACCAUCUCCGACUUUGGCGAGCCACGUUUUCCAUGAUUUGCAAGGCAAAAUACCUCUGAUCCUCGAUGGCGGACCUUGUGAUGUAGGUGUCGAAAGCACAGUAUUGGAUGCUCUUCGUACUCCGCCCGCCAUUCUACGUCCUGGCGGCAUCACCUAUGAAUCCUUGCUGUCCCUUCCUCACAUGAACAAAUUGCAAGUGUAUCGCAAACAUUUUGUCGAUGAAGCACUGGAACAAGCACCGACCACUCCCGGUAUGAAAUAUCGUCACUACUCUCCGGAUGCCAAAGUCGUGCUUUUUGAGCAUUCAGACAAAGUCAGCGAGACAACCGUGCACGAGGUGUUUGAAACGAAAUGGAAAUCUGAAUUAGCAGGAUUUCAGAAAGCGGGUGUGACGGUGCGUAAAGUGGGAGUUCUGCAGACGACUCCGGAAGGAGAAGCAUGCCAUUGGGAACAAGUGCAAUCCAAAGACGGGGUAGAAUACAUCGAGAUCCAAAUGGGACGACGUGGGCAUCCGGAAGAAGUAGCGCGCGGCAUGUUUAAAGGAUUACGUGAACUGGAUUCUCGCGGCGUGGAUCUCAUUUUUGUGCAAGGGAUUCCCGAACUCCACGAAGGCAUGGCUGUUAUGAAUCGAUUAAGAAAAGCGGCCUCCAAAAUCAUUGACCUCGGGGAACUCUAAAAAAUAGAAUAUAGACAAGUAAAAAGACACAGAAAGAGAAAAAGGAUCCGGAUAUGAAAGUAAUGCGUAUGCUUCAUUCCCACAUUAUUUGUAUAGAGGAAUAAUGGCAAUUUAACUGUAUAUAAAAAACCUCAAGGCAUUGCUAUUUCGU
Molecule: messenger RNA, 1424 nt
Organism: Radiomyces spectabilis
Lineage: Eukaryota; Fungi; Mucoromycota; Mucoromycetes; Mucorales; Radiomycetaceae
Product: DHBP synthase RibB-like alpha/beta domain-containing protein
Exons: 1
Coding region: 11-1273 (420 amino acids)
Biological process (GO): regulation of translational fidelity
Cellular component (GO): cytoplasm
Molecular function (GO): nucleotidyltransferase activity; tRNA binding; double-stranded RNA binding
Source: RefSeq, a predicted model, not a curated record